Molecule: messenger RNA, 1573 nt
Organism: Morus notabilis
Lineage: Eukaryota; Viridiplantae; Streptophyta; Magnoliopsida; Rosales; Moraceae
Exons: 5
Coding region: 220-1344 (374 amino acids)
Molecular function (GO): ubiquitin protein ligase activity
Source: RefSeq, a predicted model, not a curated record
AAAAAGUAAAAAACCAAAAUCCAAUUCUAAAUAUUCUUUUCUCUGCCAUUAAUUCAACUCAAAUCCACUUUCUUUCCCACAUCAUCUUCCCUCUAUCCCUCAAGCUCCCUUUAUUUUUUUUCCUCUCUAGCAAACAAAGAAAAAAAAAACCAAAACUUUGUCACAAGGCUCAGCAAAAUCUGAGCCACAACCAGAAAAAGAAGAAAAAAACCAAAAACCAUGCCUGUUCUUACAGAAAGUAUUGAAUUGAGAAGACCCAGAAGCCAAUUUGCGGAGCUUAUCUCUGAAACCGAUCCAAACCCAUCUCAGACACAACAAAUCCCUUCCAUAAUCCAAUCCACUCGCGGCAAAUCUACCAUUUCGUCUCUCCUUCUCUCAACUUUUUCCAACAGCAACGGCAAUGAAACCGCCAUGGCCAUGAACAGCGUGAAGAAGAAAAACAACUUUUCUUCGGCGAGUUUCAGGGGGAUGGGAUGCAGUGCGGGAUCCUCACAGCAAGUCUCUGUGCCGGCGGUGAUCCGGACGUCGGCGGAUUGGGAAGGGAAGAAGGUGAGGAAGAAGAAGCAGAAGAAUAGUAAUAAGAAGAACAAGAGUAAGGAGGGGGGAAAGGACAGAAAUGCCCUCCUUGAUGGUGGUGGGCAGCAGAAUUGCGUGGAUUUUCAGGAUGUCUGGUGUGGGCCCGGCAUCGGGUUCUCGGCCGAUGCGGCGGCCUCCGUUGACUGCGUUGUCGCCACCAGGAGGAAUGCUGCUGGUGGGUCCCGUGGGAAGAUUGAUGGAGAGAAGAUGACUAGUGGCCACAGAGAGCGUUCUUAUUUAGCAAGGCGAGCCGUCAUCCCUGAGCCUACCCCAUUUUUUGAUACUGAAUCCGACUUCUUGUCGGAACGCCCUGGUUCGGAGGUUUUUGGUGCUAGGUAUUUUCGCCAUGUUCGACACCCUUCUCCUGAAGGCCUUGCUGAGAUAAUGAUGCUUCAUAAUGGUCUGCUAAUGGGUGGAAGAGUAGACAUGCACGAUCGAUUUAGGGACAUGAGACUCGAUGUUGAUAACAUGUCAUAUGAGGAGCUUCUUGAGCUUGGUGAAAGAAUCGGUUAUGUGAACACUGGACUCAAAGAAGAUGAAAUAGGUCGCUGCAUAAGGAAAAUUAAGCUCUCGAUUCCGAGUGAUUGGUCGCGGUUAUCCACACAAGCAGAUAGGAAGUGCAGCAUUUGUCAGGAGGAAUAUGAAGCAGAUGAUGAUAUUGGUAAGCUGGACUGUGGACAUGGCUUUCACAUAGAAUGCAUAAGACAUUGGCUUGCACAUAAAAAUACUUGCCCUGUUUGCAAGGCCGAAGCAGUGGCUCGGCGCUAAGGCCAUGGAAAACUCCUCCAAAACUUACACAGCAUUGCUGGUUUUCAAAACUUGUCAUUACCCCUCUACAUGGUGUAUAGAUUUCAUUUCCUCCAAGCAAUACAUAUUCUUUUGUUUGAAGCUUUUCCCCCACCCUAUUUGCUUGUUUUGAAAUGAUGGGCCUCAUUUAUAUUAUGGCAAUUCCCAUGUUUAUGAUCUUUACAAGUUACAACAAACCUUUUCGAAGUCA